Stylophora pistillata is the source of this 5248-nucleotide messenger RNA. RefSeq lists its product as uncharacterized. Gene Ontology annotation, molecular function: protein binding. Gene Ontology annotation, biological process: chemical synaptic transmission. Gene Ontology annotation, cellular component: cytoplasm; dendritic spine; plasma membrane. NCBI's taxonomy places the organism in Eukaryota, Metazoa, Cnidaria, Anthozoa, Scleractinia, Pocilloporidae. The record is from RefSeq and is a predicted model, not a curated record.
UUUUCCAAAUGGCGGAUUCGGAUUCCGACGGCCAAGAACUGACAUUUUCUGAGCAAAAGAACGUCGGUACAGAGCAUUCAAAAGAGAAAAGAAAAGGGAAACAUGCCAUCAGUGAGAAAGAGAGGCUCAAAAAGAGAGGAAAUAGUAAACCUGGUCGUGCUGUAGUGAUAUCUGGAGGAAGCACCAAGCCCCAGUUGGAUGAUGUGCCUGUGGAUCUAUCUGCAGAUCACAAGGAUUUAGUCAUGGAGUACUCAGAUAUCUUUGAGCCAUCGGAAGAUGCUGGUUUUAUUGAUAUUCAAGAUGGUGAUGCCAUUUCUGAGAGCAGUGACACUGAGGUUGUUGCACACACCAGGGAAGAGAUACAGUAUGACAAUUCAGCGACGUCAAGUCAAAGUGACAGUGAAAAUGAAGGGAAUGAGGGUCCACCCCCAUUGAAUAGUGAUGAGGAUGACGACGAGGGUAGUGAUGUUGAUGGUAUUGAUGGGCCCCCUCCAUUAGACAGUGAUGAAAAUGCUGAAAACACAGAUAAUGGAGAUGAACUGGUCACCUCGCCUGGCAGUGGUAGCAGGGAGGAAUUGAGCACCAGGAGAGCCCCAGUGCCCAACAAAAGGAGAGGUGUGAAGAGUUCUGACAACUCUGACAGUGACAGUGAAAGGGAAGUGCCGCCUCCUCUAGACAGUGAAGAUGAUGGGGAAGAGAGUGACUCUAGGAGCCCUGUUGCUGAAACUGCUGAAAGUGCUAAUGUUGAUUCUCUUGGAGGUUAUGCUCAUGAUUCACCUGAGGAAGGUGUGAAUGAUGAUGAUAAUGAUGGUAAUGAUGAUGAGCAGCCUGGUGGUAACUUUGAUGAUGAUGAUGAUGAUGAUGAUGAUGAUGAUGAAGAGGAGGAGGAGGAACAACCUUUCAGUAAUGAAGUCGAUGCUGAGGAUGGUGAUAAUGAUAAUGACGACAAGAAGGAAGAAGAAGAUGCAGAGGUAGUGCCGCAGUCUCCUCAGCCUGUCACACCUGAUUCUGAUCAUUCAGAGGAAGGUGAACUGUCUGAUUCAUCUCCAGAAGCUGAGGCGGAGAUUCCACAGCAGAAUCAAUCUGACGACCCUGAUGACGAUGUUGAGGAUGACAAAGAGAGUGAUAAUGAAGUAGUUUUAGACAUAGUAGGAAACGAACAUGUCUCUUCUGUGGCUGAUGAGGUUAGCAGCUCUUUAGUCCCAGUCGAGGAAUCACAUGAAGACGAAAAAAAGGAAAGCGAGGAUGAAGGCGAAACAGGAGAUACAGUUGGCAGUGAGUUUGAUGAGAAAGGUACUGUAAAAUCUGUUCAUGAUCACAAUGUUUCAGACAGUUCUAAAGUAGGAGAGGUACGUGGUGAUCACAGCGAUCAGGAGAGUGAUGAGUCACAAGAAUUUGUUCCCAUUGAAGACGACAAUGAAUUAGAAUGGGAUGUGGAAGAUUUUGAUGUUCCCGAACUCAAAACUGUUAAAAGGACUUCAAAGGUGAAUAGAGAAGUACAAGAGGUUGACCAAUUGAAAAAGACUUUUCUGGACACUCUAAAAAGUGAGGCAGAGGGGUCGAAGGUGGUCAGAACUGAACACAAAGCGGAAACAAAGACAAAGGUUGAUAAAGGAGUGAGGGAAAAGAAAAUCCCUGAAGACGACAAGAAACGUGCACUUGGUAGUUCAAAAGAUUUGGAAACUAAAGAUUUAAAAGCUGAGUCUGGAAAAUACUCUAGAAAGGUAACAAAAGAUAAUCCAGGUAAUACUGAACCAGUGAAAGUUGAAAAGAAAAGUGUCAAGGAUGGGGUCAAGGAUGAAUCAAAAACUGUUUUAUCGUCAAAGGUAGUUGACAAUGUAGCGAAGCCGACGAAAGGAAAAGUGAAAGCUACAGAUAAGAAUCUUGACGAAACGAAUAAGCAAAAGACUGAAAAAUUUAAAAAGGCUAACAAAGAAAGCCAAAAAGUAACAAAAACAUCUGCCAUCGGAAGAGAAGGUGUUUCUAAAGCUGGAAAUGUUAAAUCUGCCUCAGUUUCAUCAUUACCUACUGGUGCUGAUGUACAGCCGAGAAAUCAGCCGACAAAAGAGAAGAAGAAAACAAGACCAGGUAGUGAUUUACGCGCUGAUUCUCCAUCACAUAACCAGGCAGAUGAGGUGCAUUUAGCUGCUAAUCAACCAAAAAAGGAAGUGAAGAAACCGCGGAAAAGUGACAGUGACUCAACAUCGGACUCAUUAAGAAGGAAAAAACCACAGAAGACAACUUCUUCUGAAUCUCUAUCUUCUAAGAAACAGAAAUCUACUUCGGCCUCUUCAUUUACGCGCGAGGAAAGAGAAAAGUCCUCAGAAAAAGCAGAAGUGAGAAAAAUCAAAUCUAAAAGGACUGUGGGUAAGCCCGAUGAAUCUGAUCAGGACGACGGAAUCAGACGUGAAAGGAAGAAACGCAGUGAUGCACCGGUUAAAAAUCCUGGGCAAUCGAAAUCGAAGCCGAGAGGAAGACCCACAAGUAAUGGCCACCUUUCAAAUUCGCAAGAAAAAAUUUCUUUUCAUUCUGGUCACCACGAUCAGAGCCCCAAGGAACAUGGUUCAAGGGAUCAUCUUGCUAGGGAACAUGUUGAGAAGGACCACAGUAUGAGGGACACUGUUUCUAAGGAUCACAAUGCCAGGAACCAUGGAAGUAGAGAGCGCAUUGCUAGGGACCAUGGUAGCAGGGAGAAUGUUGCCAGAGACCAUGGUAGCAGGGAGAAUGUUGCCAGAGACCAUGGUGGCGGGGAGCACAUUGCUAGGGAUCAUGGAAAUAGGGACCAUGUUUCUAGGGAUCGUGGCACUCACAAGCACAGUGGCCACACCCAUGAUCGAAGCAAACACGUCUGGCUCUGUAGAGAUGAUGAAAUUCAUAAACUCAUAGCACAAAAGGCCUCCUUGUUAAAGGAGUACGAGUCAGGAAGCUUGGCUGGCAGGAAAGUUUUUUCAGGACACAAGAGUCGUCACAAGCGAGAAGAGGAUCCUGCCGAUCUGCCUGACGUGGGAUUUGUUAGCAGCAAAUCGAACAGAAGGCAAACGAGACCGAUAAGCGAGGUCAUCCCAGACGGUGUUCCUUACAGUUCUCGGAGAAAGGAUAAGCGUCGAUCUCUGCAGCUUUCGUACACUGGAUCGUCAUCAGAUGACGACGAACGCACGAACAGGGCUGUAGAGGUGAAGAAAAAGGGGACUUUUUCGGUAGGGCUAGCAUCACGUAAUAUCGAGCAUUCGGAACCAGCAGGAGAGAGUGACUCAGAACACGAGGAGACCUGUGAAUACUGUGCGGCAGAGAAGGCUGCGGCAAACAAGGCCCGUGAGCGAAAUCCAGCUUGGGAUGGCCCACAUCAUCCGAGGAAUCUUCUUCUUGGAGUUGUGUACACAGCCAAAUACCUGGGUUCAUCGCAAAUUAUGUCGCCCCAGGCUCCAAACAAAGCUGUACGGAUGGAACAAGCUCAGGAAGCCGUGGGGCGUAUAAAGGUUCCUGAGGGGGAGGACCAACCAACUACUGAUAUUGACUUUUUCAUUUCCACGGAAAGACUUAAAGUGGUCAACUCUACUACUAAGGAGGUCAUGUUAGACCACUCCCUCCGCUCCGUGUCGUUCAUCGCAGAUAUCGGCGAUGUUCUCGUGCUAAUGGCUCGUCAGCAAGCCGAGGAACGCGCCAACAAAGAGGUUUUAAAACCUUCACAGAUUCUAGCCAGUGUAGGAACGGCACAGACAGACCACAAAAACGUCAAAAUAACCUGCCACGUCUUCCAGGCACCAGAGGCCCAGGUGAUUGCCAAGAGUAUUGGUCAGGCAUUCAAUGUGGCUUAUCAAGAAUUCUUACGUCAAAAUGGACUGAGCGAGGACGUUAUUGAAGAUGCCGAGUACAACGGUGUGUUAGAGGCACAGAAAAUACUCGGCGAGGACUUGUCCUUGUUGUCGGAUGAAAAUAGCGCCAAAGAGGUGAUUGUUAAUAAGAAGCCCGCUGAAAUGCUUGGUGUGAUGAUCGUGGAAUCAGGCUGGGGAUCCAUGAUUCCUUGCGCUAUUAUAGCCCAUCUGGCGAAAGACGGACCAGCGGCUAAGUCUGGAAGGCUCAAUGUUGGUGACCAGAUCCUCUCUGUUAAUGGUACAAGUUUGGUCGGUCUACCGUUGUUGGAAUGUCAGAAUAUUAUUAAGAACAUACGUCCAGACACGAAAGUGGUGAUGAAAAUCGUAUCGUGUCCUCCAACAGUUCAAGUGGUGGUUAACAGACCGGAUACCAAGUAUCAGCUUGGAUUUAGUGUGCAGAAUGGCAUGAUUUGCAGUUUAAUGCGCGGAAGUAUUGCUGAGAGAGGUGGCGUUCGAGUGGGACACAGGAUCAUUGAAAUUAAUAACGAGAGUGUGGUUGCCACGUCACAUCAGCAUAUUGUGGAACUAUUGGCCACCACAGUAGGAGAGAUACGUAUGAAAACCAUGCCUGCCUCCAUGUACCGCCUGUUAGUUGGUUUGGAAACACCGCAACACAUCUGAUCUGACUGGAAAGAGGACUUUAAACUUGAAAUAGAAGCGGACCGCUUGAAAAGUUUGACGUCAGUCACGCAGUGAGAGCGAUUAUGUCACCCGGUGGUUGAACCUUUGUCACGUAGUUCAUCCAUGCGCCCAGACGUUUUGAUGGAGAGUAACGCAAGACUGCUGUGACUGGAGCAAUAAAGUAAAAGAGCAAUGAACUGGUCUUCUGUUGAACAGAAUCGUCAAGAGACAGUCAAUGAACAGUUUAGUUCGACAGUCAAAAUUGUAAUACUUCACUGAUGAUGGAUUAGAUUCUUUAAGUCUCAGACCGUUGUUGAAUAACAUUGGAUACAAAUCGCCUCGUUGUAGAUAGCCGCAUUUCUUGAUGGAAAGUAAUACGUUCAACAAAUAGCUGAAAUAUUUAUUCGAAGCUGUCGAAUUAUUUACCAGACGAUUUAUGUUGUUGGCAGAUAAAAUUGAAAGUGUAAAAUUUGAGAAUUUGUUGAGUUCCAAAAAAAGGUAUGCACGCCUAUUAGCGUAUUUUGUAAUCCUUCGUUAGUUUUGAAUGGGUAAAAAAUAUGAUGAUGACAGAGUUUGAAAACUAAACUUUGAGGUUCACAAAUCUUUUUUUGAGGGAGUUGAACAAAAUUUCUUGCCAAAUCCUUCGUGUACCUAUCCCUAACGCAAAAUCGACCUCUAGAUAAUAUGCCUUGAUACAUUUGGAGGUGAAGCUUAAAGUGUUUUAGAAUGAAUAAACAACUCUUCAUUUGUUUAUA